AUGGCGGGCCCCUGCUCGGCCUUCUCUUUGCUGCCUCCAUCUCAGGGGUGGGGCCCUACAGAGAAGCAAAGCCGCAACAAACAACGCAGCAGCAGCAGCAGCAGCAGCAGCAGCAGCAGCAGUAGCAGCAGCAGCAGCAGCAGCAGCAGCAGGCUCGUGCAGCCAGCCAUGAAGUCCUCAACAGAGGCCGCACAAUGGGCCGCCUGUAGCAGCAGCUACCGCAAAGCAGCAGGAGUAGCAGCAGCAACAGCAAGCAGCAGCAGCAGUAGCAGGACGGGGGUUGCAGUAGCCGCAGCAGCAGCAGCCGCAGCAGCAGCAGCAGCAGCAGCAGCAGGGCUGUCUGGGUGGGGCCCUAUAGAGAAACAAAGCCGCAACAAACAACGCAGCAGCAGCAGCAGCAGCAGCAGCAGCAGCAGCAGCAGGCUGGUGCAGCCAGCCAUGAAGUCCUCAACAGAGGCCGCACAAUGGGCCGCCUGUAGCAGCAGCUACCGCAACAGCAGCAGCAGCAGCAGCAGCAGCGGCAGACGCAGCAGCAGCAGACGCAUCGGCAGCAGCAGCAGCUUGAGUAAACAUAAAAGCUCUGGGCGCCGCAGCAGACACCGCGAGGCGCAGCAGCAGCAGCAGCUGCUGCAGCAGCAGCUGCUGCAGCAGCAACAGCAGCAGCAGCAGGAUUCAAAGCCGGAUAGACAAAUCCUUUCCUCGCUAUCAAGCUCGGUGCAGCAGGAUUCAAAGCCGGAUAGACAAAUCCUUUCCUCGCUAUCAAGCUCGGUCAGCAGCAGCAACAGCAGCAGCCGCAGCAACUCAUCUGCUGCUACGAGACCCGUUCCUGCUGCUGCUGCUGCUACUGCUGCUGCUGCUGCUGCUGCUGGCAGCAGCAGCAGCCGCAGGCCAACAAGUUUGCUGCGCCGCCUGAGAGCGCUGGAGGAGAAGCUGCUGCUGCAGCGGCAGUCCUCAGAUAUGCGCCGUGAAGACAGCAGCAGCAGCAGCAGCAGCUGCAGCAGAGAUGCGGCUGCUGCUGGCCGUGAGGGGCCUAGAAUAAAGCAGCAGCAGCAGCAGCAGGAAUCUCCGACAGCAACAGCAGCAGAAACUGCUGCUGCUGCUGCUGCUGCUGCUGCUGAUAGAAGCAGCUCACACUGGCGCCACGAGAAGCUGCUGCAGACAGCCUCGAGCAGCAGCAGCAGCAGCAGCUGCAGCAUCAACAGCUGCAGAGGCUGCAGCAGCAAUAGCAGCAGCAGCAACAGCAGCAGCAGCAGCAACAACAGCAGACAAACGAUGAGCGAAACGGUUGGUGCCUCAGGACCUGCAGCAGCAGCAGCUGCUGCUGCUACAGGCGACCACGCCAGCGUGGUAGGACAGCAGCAGCUGCAGCAGCAGCAGCAGCAGCAGCAGGAGCAGCAGCUGCUGCUGCAGCAAGAUCUGCAGCAGCACGACGUGCUGCUGCCGAGUAGGGUGCAGCGCUCACACAGAAGACGCAGAAGCAGCAAAGCCAGCAGGACAGAGCAGCAGCAGCAGCAGCAGCAGCAGCAGCAGCAGCAGCAGGAGCUGAGAAUUGAGCAACAACAGCAGCAGCAGCAGCAGCAGCAGCAGCAGCAACAGCAACAGCAGCAACAACAGGAGAAGCAGCGACAGCUGCAGCAGAGAUGCGGCUGCAGCAGAGAUGCGGCUGCUGCUGGCCGUGAGGGGCCUAGAAUAAAGCAGCAGCAGCAGCAGCAGCAGCAGCAGGAAUCUCCGAUAGCAGCAAUGGCAGAAACUGCUGCUGCUGCUGCUGCUGCUGAUAGAAGCAGCUCACACUGGCGCCACGAGAAGCUGCUGCAGACAGCCUCGAGCAGCAGCAGCAGCAGCAGCUGCAGCAUCAACAGCUGCAGAGGCUGCAGCAGCAACAGCAGCAGCAGCAGCAACAGCAGCAGCAGCAGCAGUUGCUGCAGCAGACAAACGACGAGAGAAACGCUUGGUGCCUCAGGACCUGCAGCAGCAGCUGCUGCUGCUGCUACAGGUGACCACGCCAGCGUGGUAGGACAGCAGCAGCUGCAGCAGCAGCAGCAGCAGCAGGAGCAGCAGCUGCUGCUGCACCAAGAUAUGCAGCAGCACGAUGUGCUGCUGCCGAGUAGGGUGCAGCGCUCACACAGAAAACGCAGAAGCAGCAAAGCCAGCCGCACAGAGCAGCAGCAGCAGCAGCAGCAGCAGCAGCAGCAGCAGCAGGAGCUGAGCCUUGAGAACCAGGAGAAGUUGCUGCUGCAGCAGGAGGCGUACACGAAUGGCAGCAGCAAGAAAGCAGCUGCCGCUGCAGCAGCAUGCGAGCUACGGCCGGCACACCACUCCGUCGAGGAAGAGAGACACAGCAGCAGCAGCAGCAGCAACAGCAGCAGAAAUAGCAGCAACAGCAACAGCAGAAGAAGCAGCAGCAGCAGCAGCAGCACCAACUGCUGCUGCUGCUGCUGGCUUUCAGCAGCAACAGCAGCAGAAAUAGCAGCAACAGCAACAGCAGAAGAAGCAGCAGCAGCAGCAGCAGCAGCACCAACUGCUGCUGCUGCUGCUGGCUUCAAUACACAGCUCUCAGCGCUGCAGCAGGACCUCCGCACCCUCCGGGAGCGGCUGCUGCGGCCGCUGCGCGAGGCUCGUGCUGCAGCGCCAGAGCGACAGCAGCAGCAGCAGCAGCAGCAGCAGCAGCAGCAGCAGCAGCAGCAGCAAGGUUCGCAGCACCGAGAACCGCAUGCACAACCGCUGCGCGAGGCUCGUGCUGCAGCGCCAGAGCGACAGCAGCAGCAGCAGCAGCAGCAGCAGCAGCAAGGUUCGCAGCACCGAGAACCGCAUGCACAGCAGCAGCAGCAGCAGCAGCAGCAGCAGAGCGCGGAUGGCAAAUCACACAGUCGAGGCAUUGAUGAUCUGCUGAGCAGCAGCAGCAGCAGCAACAGCAGCAGCAGCAGCAACAGCAGCAGCAGCAACAGCAGCAGCAGCAGAAUAAGAAGCAGCAAAGCUUCCCCUGGUUAUUUGCUACAAUCGAGGAGCCCUGAAAGCAACAGCAGCAGAGAAGCCGACCCGGAGAGCUCCCCCCUGCAGCAGCAGCAGCAGCAGCAGCAGCAACAGCAGCAGCAGCAGCAGCAGCAGCAACAUGUGCUGCUGCUGCAGAAGCGGACUGACGCUGUAGGCAGCUCAGCCCCUGGCUUAAAAGGCAGUGCAGCAGCAGCAGGAACAGCAGCAGCAGCAGCAACAGCAGCAACAGCAGCAACAGCUAGUGCUGUAGGCGGUGUAUGGACACAUACAGGAGCAGCCGCUUCGCCUCCUCUACCCCGGCAGCAGCAGCAGCAGCAGCAGCAGCAACAGCAGCAGCAGCAGCAGCAGCAACAGCAACAGCAGCAGCAACUCAACGAGGCAUCUGACCCCCGGAGCCUUGGGGAGGAGACAGCCCGCUCACCGCAGCAGCAGCGGCUGCAUGCGGCAGCAGUACCAUCUGCUGCUGCUGCUGCUGCUGCUGCUGCAGCUACUGCUGCUGCUGUCAGGCUGUCUCCAUCGCACGCUGCAGCGCAGCAGCUCCCCAGCAGCAAACCCGCCGCUGCUGGAGGUUCAGUAGACCCGAAUGCAGCAGCAGCAGCAGCAGCAGCAGCAGCACAGCAGCUCGUGCGGUGUCUUGGCAGCUGCAGCAGCGGAGCCCCUCGCGUGGCUGCCAGCGGUCUCCUGCAGCAGCAGCAGGAGCAGCAGCAGCAACAGCAGCAGCAGCAGCAGCAGCAGCAGAUGAUGCUUCUCUUCCUACGCAGCAGCAACAGCAGCAGCAGCACCAGCAGCCCCACAAACGCCCCGCUGCAACAGCUGCAGCAGCAACAGCAGCAGCAGCACCAGCAGCCCCACAAACGCCCCGCUGCAACUAAAAAAAAAAGCGUCCACGCCCCCACCAGAAACAGCAGCAGAAAGAGGACGGCGGGGUGA
Molecule: messenger RNA, 3921 nt
Organism: Eimeria mitis
Lineage: Eukaryota; Apicomplexa; Conoidasida; Eucoccidiorida; Eimeriidae
Exons: 15
Coding region: 1-3921 (1306 amino acids)
Source: RefSeq, a predicted model, not a curated record